Dreissena polymorpha is the source of this 3644-nucleotide messenger RNA. Its product is annotated as A disintegrin and metalloproteinase with thrombospondin motifs 6-like. The transcript is spliced from 23 exons. Gene Ontology annotation, molecular function: metalloendopeptidase activity. Gene Ontology annotation, biological process: extracellular matrix organization; proteolysis. Gene Ontology annotation, cellular component: extracellular matrix. NCBI's taxonomy places the organism in Eukaryota, Metazoa, Mollusca, Bivalvia, Myida, Dreissenidae. The record is from RefSeq and is a predicted model, not a curated record. Bases 1 to 3585 code for a protein of 1194 amino acids.
AUGUCUGGUUGGAGUCUUCAGGAGAAGCUGUACGGACCAGUGGAAUCUCUACUGAAGACCAACCGUGUCACCAUUGCUUCCACAAUUCAAAUAGUUAAGCGGCGAUAUGGUAAUGAAGAAUCUGGCCAUUAUAGUAUCAGCAGCUACGAGACCAUCAUACCUCACGUAGUCGACGAGCAUGGCGACUUCCUCAGCUAUAAUGUCCAUCAGUCACGGGUCCGCAGGGCCGCAAGGGGGCGCGUUGAAGCAACCUCACAGAGCGAGAUCAUUGAUGGCUCGGACAUCUCCGAAUAUCGUAUCUUCUACAAGUUCUCGGUCUUUGGGAAAGAAUUCCACUUUGAUUUGACGCUUAAUACAGACUUUCUGGCGCCCGGAUUCGUGGUGGAGUACCAAGACCGACGCGGCGUGAUCGGCACUUCCGGUACUGUUGCUAACUGUUACUAUGUGGGUCAGAGUCGGACGCCGAUCAUAUCAACCGCGGCCAUCAGCAACUGUAAUGGACUGCACGGCGUGUUUUCCACGGCGGAAGAGGACUACUUCGUCGAACCUCUCUGGAACCACACAAACACCGUGGAGACAGAGGGUCACCCGCAUGUGGUCUACAAGCGCUCCUCCGUCAUCAGUCCGGGGCUUGAUGCCCACUGCGGGGUUAGUGACCGCACCCGAGACGCGGUAGUUCCGAAGCCUCUUUUGGCAUCUGACAUCGGCGUCCAGUGGGCGGAGGGACACCGGAUAGAAAACUUCAUUUUCUCCGCUCAGAACGACUCAAUCACCCACAGACUCGUACCAAGGAAAGUUUACGACAUUCCAGUCACACAAAUCAAGAAACCAUUCAUUGAAAAGCCACCGUACCAAGCUACGGACAGCGUCCGAAACCUGAGGGGCUUACUGCGCGGCCCGGUCCGUCAGAGACGCGGGGCAGAUCCACGGGGAUCAACGCGCGACCCGGGCCGACAGAGACGCGAGGUUGUGAUGGAGAUGCCGGAGAGGACGGUGGAGACGAUGGUGGUGGUGGACAGGGAGAUGUACAUGUUCCACAAGUCCGCGAGCGUCAUAGAGCCGUAUGUGCUAACAAUCAUGAACAUUGUUGCAAAACUAUACCGGGACCCUAGCAUUGGCAACAGCAUAAAUAUCGUCGUAUCAAAACUGGUUAUCCUCACGGAAGACAAGGAGAACCUAUCGAUUAGCCAUCAUGCGGACAGAUCUCUCGACAGUUUCUGCAAGUGGCAGCAUCGCCAGAACACAACGAGCGCACAGACGCACGACAAUGCCGUGCUACUGACAAGGUACGAUAUCUGCACGUACAAGGACAAGCCGUGCGGCACCCUGGGGCUGGCCCCUGUGGCGGGCAUGUGUGAGGGCGAGAGGUCAUGCAACAUCAACGAGGACAUUGGACUCGCCUCAGCGUUCACUGUGGCGCAUGAGAUGGGACACAAUUUCGGCAUGCAACAUGACGGCGCCGGGAACCUGUGUGGCACCCCGGGGCAGGAACCAGCACGCAUCAUGGCGGCCAGACUGGCAGGGGACACCAACCCAUUCCUGUGGUCUAACUGCAGUCGCCAGUACAUUACAGAGUUCCUGGAGUCUGGGAAAGGUCGCUGUUUGGAGAGCAUGUCCGGCUCGCACCACCAGGCAGACGAGCCGGUUACCGGAUAUAACCUCGGCCAUGACGCCAACAAGCAGUGCCGUCUGCAGUUCCAUGACAAGUCAGUGCCCUGUAGAGUAUAUGAGAUGUGCCGGGAGCUGUGGUGUCUGGACGCGGAGGCUCAGUGUAUCACCAACAGUAUCCCGGCCGCGGAGGGCACCGCGUGCAUCAAUGAUACACAUCACUUCCACGGGGCGUGUUAUCGCGGGAACUGCGUGAAAAGCGACUUCCCACCGGAAGUGGUUGAUGGCGGCUGGAGCGCAUGGAGCGGCUUCUCCGAGUGCUCCCGGACAUGCGGCGGUGGAGUGAUGAACAGGCAGCGAGCAUGCAACAAUCCAAAACCUGAAAACGGAGGCAAAUACUGCGUUGGAGAGAAGAUCCGAUACAAGUCCUGCAACAUGAAGCAAAAGUGUGCAGACGGCGCUGUAGACUUUCGGAAGAUGCAGUGCUCGGAGUACAAUACUAUCCCCUUCCGGGGCCGCUCCUUCAACUGGAUACCUUUCACUGGAUCUCACGGUAGCCCGUGUGCACUGAACUGCAUGGCAGAAGGUUUCAACUUCUACACUGAGCGCGCCAACAAGGUGGUUGACGGCACGCCGUGCUAUCCUGAUACCCUUGAUAUGUGCAUCAACGGAGAGUGUCACCACGUGGGCUGUGAUGGGGAGCUGGGUUCCGCUGCCAAAGAGGACAAGUGCCGGGUGUGUGCGGGCGACGGCAGCACGUGUCAUACCAUAUCCGGUAUGGUGGACAAGUCUUUACCUAAAGGAGCGUACCAGGAGAUUCUGAAGAUUCCUUCAGGGGCCAUGCACAUCCAGAUACAGGAGGCGUACGAGUCACACAACUACCUCGCGUUGAAGAGUGAAGACGGGCCAUUCUACAUCAACGGAGACUGGACGAUUGACUGGCCCCGGAAGUUCACUAUCGCCGGCACGGUGUUCCACUAUGAGCGGCAGAACGACGCUCCGGAAAUCAUGCGAGCAGUUGGACCCACCAGCGAAAACCUCGUGGUCAUGCUACUCAUGCAAGAGGACAACCAGGGUGUGCAAUACGAGUACAACGUGCCGUACAGCGCCUCCACCGGCAACGUGACCCAGCACACGUGGACCCACUCCUCAUGGACCGAGUGUUCGCAUUCCUGUGGCAAAGGUAUAAGCAGAUCGGAAGCCGUUUGUGUGCACAAGUACCGGAGGACUAUUGUGGAAGACGGCCAUUGUUUCCCGCAGCCAAAACCCAGCCACCAUUACAAACACUGCAACCAAGAGCCGUGUCCCUCAGACUGGGAUGUGGGGGAAUGGAGUCGCUGUAGUCAGACAUGUGGGGGCGGAAUGAAGACGCGCACAGUCCUGUGUCUCCAGCGGAUCUCACAGGAGGAAGUAGUCACACUGGACGCCUCGGAAUGCCCGGGGGAGCAGCCGCCAUCGGAGCGCCAGUGUAAACGCAGCAAUUGUCCUUCCAUGUGGGUCGCCGAGGAUUGGACAGAGUGCUCUAAGCGGUGUGGUCGCGGAGAGAUGGUGCGACAUGUAUAUUGCAUGACGAGCGACAGGGAGAUGUACCUCGACGACGCGGAGUGCGAGGCUGCUAAGAAACCGGCAACCAUAGCAACCUGCGUCAAGAUGGCAUGUCAGCAACCAAAAUGGGUUGUUCAAGAUUGGUCUGAAUGUCAAGGUCGGUGUGGCGAGGGCUGGCAGAGGCGACAGGUGGACUGUAUAGACCAUGACGGGGAGCCAGGUGACAAGUGCGACCCUGAGAGCCGGCCAGCGGACGCGCGGCGCUGUGACAUGAACUGCGAGGAAGAGCUGGCUACACACGACGAGUGUGUGGACAACUACAACUUCGCCUACUGUCCUCUUGUACUGAAGUUCCGAUUUUGCGACCGAGAGUACUUCCUCAAAAUGUGCUGUAAAACAUGUCAGAUCUCAGGAGCGCUUACCCCACAAUAGAGCUAUGGCAGCCGAGAACUUUUGAGUCCUGUUGUCAGAAAACUGGGCAUAAUGCAUGU